UGUUGUGAUAAACUUAUUAAAUAGAUUGUCGAAUGAUAGCCAUUUGGCAUGAAAAUGCCACUGACUCCCGUCGAAAAGGUGCAUUUUAAAGGAAUGAGAAGGUUAAACUCCAGCGAAGAUAUAAACGGAGAUAACGAAAAUAUGGAGGAAACUGCUGCUGGAUCUAGUGGGGAUGUUGCAGAAAAUAAUAGCCGACAGCCGAACAUCCCUUAUGCACACAAUGUGUUUGUUGAUGAUGAACACGGGUCCGAUCCGAAACGGAAAGGAUCCGACGUAUCAGACGAUGGAAGCUACAUUUCAAGUGCUCACGAUUACUCAAAUCUAACUCUCUACCAGGUGUGUAGAACUGGUGACGUUGCUGCUCUGAAGGUUUUGUUGAGAAAAAAGAAUAUGGUCAAAUCAAUUAACGUGCUCGACAACUUUGAUCUCUCAGCUCUGCACUAUUCGGCCAAGUACAACAACUACCAAUGCGCGAGGCUGCUCAUAGCCAAAGGAGCCAGUGCCAGGGUUCUUGGCACUGACAACGCUACGCCCCUUCAUUACACGUGCAUCUACCGAAAGACAAGAAAAGCGGAGGUUGCAGAGGAGACAGACGGCGAGGAUAAAGCGGCUGUAAAGCAGAGCAGGCUGAUCCACUUGUUCUGUGGGGAUGCUAACAGACCCAGGGCAGAUGUGAACGCCAAGGACAAGUAUGGCUGCACUGCACUACACAUGGCCAGCUACAAGGGAAACAAGGCGGCAGUAGUGGAUCUGCUGCAGUGUGGGGCGGACAUAGAGUGUAAAGACUCGACUGAGAUGACGCCGUUGCACAUGGCUGCAAGCUACGGCUUUUACGAAAUCGUUCAAAUCCUUCUGGACCACGGGGCUCGGAUUUACACUCUGGACCAGGAACAGAGCACCCCAUUGCACUUGGCAGCUGCAGGAGGCCACGUGGAGAUAUGCAGGAUACUGCUGCAGGAUGCGGCCAAACAGGAUCAGAAUCUACCUAAUCAGCUUCUAUGUUCGAGUGACUGUUCCUCCCAAAUGCCUCUUCAUGUUGCCGUGGACAAAAAUUGUCUAGAGGUAGUCCAGGUGCUUUUCGAGUUCGGAGCCGAGGCACACGUUAAAAUGGAAGAAGACUUCAACUACCCGUUACACCUGGCGGCCCAAAAUGGAGUUUUGGAGAUGUUGGAGUUGGUGUACAAGUAUGCGAAGGAGCAGACACACAAGUCAGACCCUGAGAUCCUGAAUGUGAAGAACAAGAGUAUGGAAACGCCUCUGCACAAGGCUGCUUCCUUCAAUAGAGAAGUGGCUGUGCAGUUUCUGCUGCAACAUGGCUCUGACAUAGAUGCCAUAGACGAUGAGAGAUUCACGGCUCUUCUGAUCGCAGUGAGCAAGGGACAUGAAGCUGUGACAGAGGUGUUAAUGAAUGCCAAGGCUGACAUCACACUGGAGGAUGAAAAUGGAAAACACAUAUUGCAUUGGGUGGCCGAGACAGAGAGUAUACCUCUGGCCACAAAACUUCUGCAGAAAAAUAAUGUGAAAGGGAUGUUGUCAGAGCGAGACAACGUAGGUAAUACUGCUCUUCACAUCGCAGCACGAAACGGAUUGGCAGACAUGCUCCAACUGUUCUACGACCAUGGCGGCGACCUAGCUUUGAAAAACGAGGACGAAGAGACAGUUCUUCAUUUAGCAGCUGUGUACGGAAGGACAAAGACAGUGAGGUUAAUUUGUAAUUUGGAUGAUGACUUAGUGGGGUGUGAAGACGAGGACUCCAAUACGGCGCUGCAUCUGGCGGCCACGGAGGGUCACGAGAAAGUAGUGGGAUUGUUGAUUCACUAUCAGGCUGAUGUAGAGUCCAGGAACAUCUCCCAAUGGACUCCGUUGGACUGUGCCGCAGCCAAGGGCUUCACAAGGUGUGCGAGAAUUCUUCUGGAAAAUGAUGCUCCGGUAGAUGCUACUGACAAGUCCAGUAUCACACCUCUCUAUCUGGCCUGUCAGAACAACCACCCUAAAAUGGUGAAGUUGCUGCUGGAUUAUGAUGCGUCAUUGGAGAUAAGGUGUACCUCGAACGGAAAGAACCCACUGGACAUUGCGAUCGAGUCUCAGUCGAAGCAGUGCGUUGAAACCAUUCUGGACAAUGAAGAGUGGUGGCAGUUUGCCAUGCAGAACAGAACCGCUUUCAAUGACAAGGACACGGUUCAGAUCAACACGCCCAUGCGAAAACUCAUCCGUCGAAUGCCAGAGAUGGCUGUUAAGGCUUUCAACAACUGCAUCAUACCAGACAAGGUGCACGGACCAAAUGACGAAGAGUUCAGCGUUACAUUCAUUUACGAGUUCAUAGACGACGACUAUUCUAUGACUAAUUGGGUUCCGGAACCCUCUGGAACGUCGAUCGAUGGAUCUACUCUGGAGACAGCAUCAGCAAAGUCACCCGAAAACCAAAGUGACUUGGGAUCCCUGAAGGACGGAGUGUCGUUAGCUGGAGAGGCGAAGGUGUACGUUGAUGCAGAUCCUAUUUCAGGCAGAAAUCCGCAUGUUUUACCCGAGGCGAAUAAAUACGUUGAUAGCACAAAGACAUUGAUCAACAACCACCCACUAUCUGUCAUGGUAGCCCACGAAAUGUGGUACAAUGAAAGUGAACAAAAGUACAAGGUGUCGAACGAGGCAGAACAUUUACUUCAACAUCCUCUUGUACUGAUGUUGCUGAGACACAAAUGGAGCACCUUCGGUAGCUUGGUCUAUUAUGCUAAUUUGACACAGUUUCUGAUCUAUCUUAGCGUUCUAACAGGCUACAUAGUGGUCACGAAGCCGAAACACUUCUGGAAGGGAAAUGCGACUGAUCUGUAUGAUACUUUGGACGAAUACGUUAAAAAUUUCGAUGGUUCUGGCGUGAACUACAAUUCGUUCAGGCUAUUUCACAAUAUAGGGCAGUGGAUAAUAAUAGGCUUUGCGGUAUUCAACUUGUUCAAAGAGUUAUUCCAAAUCAAGGUCUACAAAAUGAGCUACUUCUUGUCGGGAACUAAUUUCAUUGAGGUCGGCUGUUUUUCCCUCGCCCUGAUACUAGUACUACCCACUGCGAUUGGUCUCAACGAAGACGACACACCCACAAACUGGCAGUGGCAGUGCGGAGCUUUGGCCAUAUUUCUCUCCUGGAUAAAUCUGGUUCUCUUCAUCCAGAAGUUCCCCAAAUUCGGCAUUUACGUGGUGAUGUUCACUGACAUCCUACUGACCUUCUUCAACUUUUUCGUCGUCUUCUUCCUCUUUAUCGUCGCAUUCGGAUUGGGAUUCUACGCGCUCCUGCAGAACCAGAACGAAUUCAGCACGGUUAUCUACUCGAUGGUGAAGACAGGUGUGAUGAUGAUCGGAGAGUUCGAGUACACCAGUAUCUUCUUUGGAGAGUACGAGUUGGAUGGCAGCUGGAAAGUGGUCACUCUCGGCUUCUUUGUCGUGUUCGCAGUGAUCAUGAGUAUCAUCACCAUGAACUUGCUAGUCGGUCUCGCUGUAGACGACAUUAAGGCGGUACAGGACACGGCUGUGUUGCAGAGGAUGGCUAUGCAGGUUGAGUUGGCGCUACAAGUGCAGCACAUUCUGCCGGAGAGAUUCAGGAAGAGAUUCAUCGUUAGACAGGAGACCAUCUUCCCCAACAAAACUAACAGGGCACUCGGGUUUUUCGAUCGCCUCUUCGGAUCAGGAAUGCUUGAUGGAGCAGCCAUUAUGAAGAGUCUCACCAUCAACCAGAAUGCUGAUCAUCCGGUCACUAGUAGACAGGAACCCCUGGAUGCGAUGAAGUCGAGACAGGAGACGAUGAUUCAUCAGCUGAAGUCGAUGGAAAAUGUGAUGCUUGAGAUGCAGAAGGCACAACAGGUAAUGCAGCAGAAUAUCAGCAGAAUCGCAGUCAAACAGGGCGUAGAAUUGAAUGAAGACGACUACGUGGGAGAAGUGGAUGAUGAUGAAGAUUGAAGAUACGUUUAUAAAUAAUUGUUCACCAACUAAAUCGAACAAAUAGUCUCAAUAAUCAUGAUAAAAUAUCACUGCAAAGAAAUUUGAACUCGGGAAAUAUAAUUGGACCAAAGAAAAAGAAGCAAUGAUUUGACUGAAGGAAAAUCUAAAGAACGCUAAGAACUGUUAACAGGGUUACAGAGGGAAUAUCAGAAGUUAAAAUCAAAACACCUUAUUAAUAAAUAACUUGUGAUAAUAUGCUUAUUUGCACAUUCAUAUCUAGGAGGAGUAACAUUAAAGACGAAGAAAACAGGUGGAAUAUCUUUCUUUUCAGUUUUCUAGACGCCAAAAUAAUGCACAUUCGACUGUUUAAUUCAAUGCACAGCUUGGUAAAAUUUUUUAUAUCGUUAGUAUCUUGAACUAACUUGACUGUUGUAAUCUAGAAUUGUUAUCUUUGUUUCUGCAAUUUCAAGCUAUGAUUUAUGUUUUUUUAGUAUCAAAAUGAAAAAAUUUUAAUUGUGUAUAGAUUUCUCAAUCAUUCAAAAUUGUGGUAAAAAUAGUUGGUGAAAAUAGUUUUCAAUUCCGGAUGCCUUAAUUAAAAUUGCUCAAUUG
Molecule: messenger RNA, 4533 nt
Organism: Symsagittifera roscoffensis
Lineage: Eukaryota; Metazoa; Xenacoelomorpha; Acoela; Convolutidae
Product: DNA polymerase delta catalytic subunit-like
Exons: 20
Coding region: 49-3942 (1297 amino acids)
Biological process (GO): DNA replication proofreading; DNA-templated DNA replication; base-excision repair, gap-filling
Cellular component (GO): membrane; delta DNA polymerase complex
Molecular function (GO): DNA-directed DNA polymerase activity; DNA binding; nucleotide binding
Source: RefSeq, a predicted model, not a curated record